UGUGCUGCAUAUCAAAGUUCAAAUGAAUAUUGAUUUCUCUGUUGUAAUUGAAAACCAUUUCAUUUUUGGAAAACUAGCCAGAAAUUUUGGGAACGAUUCUGAGGAACGGUCAGACUCCCAAGGCUCAAAAUGUAUCGAUUUCGCAAAAAGCCCAUGGCAUUAUCGGCGAUCACCUUCAUUUUCUCCGUGAUACUCUCGCCUGUCACUCCCGAUUCAAUAUCGCUGUUCAGAGACAAGAAUUUCCACCAUCAUCGAUGUGACAUUGAGGUCAUUGGUUGCAAGCCGGUGUGCCACGGACUGGAAAGGGAGGCUUCAUCGCUGCGAGGGAAUGCCUCUUGUGUUCAUUUUUACCGACGAGAAAACUGCGAGUCGUACAUAGGGUCUUGGAAUUCGACUAUGGGCGACCUCCGUAACUUCAAGAAAACGGACGCUCAAGAUGCAAUCGUUUCAGUCGGGGACUGUGAGCAACCGAUCGACCCGCCAAAUUCCAUUUCGUUUUACGAGCAUGCACAAUUCGGCGGGAAGAAGUGCAACAUAAAGGUGGGAGGUUGCCAACCGAUGUGCCCAGAAUUGGACAACCAAGCCUCCUCCGCAGAUGGAGACGCCGUUUGCGCCAAGAUGUACAGCGAGCCCAACUGCAAGGGAUAUUUGGGCGACUUGUACAAUUUAAAAGUGAGCCCCAAUGAAUACCGGAACUUCAAGAAGCAUCGGGAUACCAAAGUCCUCCGAGACCAGAUUUCCUCUAUCAGUGACUGUUCGAACAGAACCGUCUCGUUUUUCGAGCACAAGCAUUUUAAAGGGAAAAGGUGCGACUUGGAGGUGAAAGGUUGCCAGAGGAUGUGCCCCGAGUUGGAUAAAAAAGCCUCUUCCGUGAUAGGAGAAGUCGGCUGCGUCAGGCUCUAUAAAGAUGCCAACUGCACGGACUAUCUAGAAUCGAUAGUCGUCUCGCCUAGCGGGAGAAGGUACCGGGACUUCCAAUAUCAUCCAUAUAAACAUUAUUGGAAAAAAAUUAACGAUCAAGCCUCUUCCAUUAAGGACUGUAUCACCACUGACAGUGGUAAUUUUGUAUUCAGCAGGCCCCUUGGCCUGCACCCCUGGGAUGUUCCAAGGCCGUAGGAUCGUGUACGAGAAUUGGAGAAGGUGAUUCCUUAUGAGAAAACACAUCGGAUAAUGAUGGAAUAUUUACCCAUACAUAAAUAUUGUUGCGAUACUACACCACUUCAAGAAUCAAGAUGUAAUAUUUUUAUGCGCCGCAUGUUUAAUGGUAAACUUGUUGCAACAUCUUGUUUAUAAAUUAUAUUAUCAGAAUAAUUGUUUAAAAAUCCUAAGGUGGGAAAGAGUCGCGGGGGGGGGGUCUCCCCCCGGAAAUUUUCAGAGUCCCUUUAUACUGAGAGUCAAGACAAUGUGAAUCCAUUUCU
This is a messenger RNA of Bemisia tabaci, 1418 nucleotides long. The record is from RefSeq and is a predicted model, not a curated record. NCBI's taxonomy places the organism in Eukaryota, Metazoa, Arthropoda, Insecta, Hemiptera, Aleyrodidae.